AUGGAUGUGGGGGAAGAUUGCCUCACCGAGAGCAUCAAUUCUAACAACUUCCCUGCCAAGCUAUGGCGUCUGGUGAACAACCCGGUAAAUAAAGCCAUCUGGUGGGACAAAGAUGGACUGGUAGUCGUCAUUAAUCAGAGCCUCGUCGAGCAACACGUCCUAUCUCCUAGAAACAGCAGCAGCGCCUCGGACAACGCCGACACCUUCAAAACAGCCAACUUCUCGAGCUUUGUCCGUAAUCUCAAUCUGUACGGUUUCAAGACGUCCGGUACAUACGACGACGUGCAGUAUCGCUAUUACUACCACCCGAACUUCAAGCGGGACCACCCCGAACUUGUGGCGAGUCUGAGGAGACUGACCGUCGUCAACAAGGCCAAGCUAGAAGCUGGUCUGGAGGUGAAUCCUCGGACCCCGAGCCGAUACCACCGAUACAGUGGGGGCUGUGGUAGCGGAGAUAAAGAUGGUCAAAUAGGCAAGUGCAAUCAUUCACUGCCGAGCACCCCUCAUCCGAAGUGGGCUCAUCCUUACCGUCCAAACAAAGCUCCGGCUGUGACGGCUCACAAUGGAACCCCAGUCCCACCGCCGUUCCUGCCGUGGGGCCGCGGUGCAGCUCUUUCGCCUACUGUCUUCGCUACAGACAAAGGGAUACCCGUGACUUUGAGCCAGCACUACGCCGGAGAGGCCUCCAGCUCAAACGCUAUGCUCAUUCAGCAGAGUUUAUUGCCCCGCUCAAACCACGGAAAUCAGCCUGGCUACUAUAUGCCAUUUUGCCAGUGCUACCAUCCGAACCUUGUGGCAUCACAGAUGGCAGGUGGUGGGCUUCAGAAAGGGUCCUAUCCGACCCACAGUCAUUACCAGGCAAGCUGUCCUGUGAAUGUGUUGUGUCACGUGGACCGCAACCAGGACUCAAAGAACAAGGAACACCAGCAGGUGAAAAAAUGUGACAUUAACUUGGACACAAUUUUCCAGAUUGCAGAUGAGGUGAUGCAAACUCCGGCCAAUAGCAGCCUGGUUAGAGUUGUGGCCCCGGUGAAGACGGGCCCUGUGUCACUGCCGUUCUCCAUUAAAACCAACAACCCUGUCAGCGCCAGGAAGGCCAAACAUUUGUCCUCUGGACCCAUUGUGGUGUCUGUGAGAGGCAGGGCUGAUCUACUCGCAUUCAAACAGCAGGAGGGAUCCGUGAUUUCACCACCUGAGCAAAUGCCCGAAGAUGCCAUAGUCAAUGUUACCAAUGAUGAUGCAAAGGACACUGAGAAUAUAGAUGUCGAGGCUGAGGACACUCGGACACCAGCAGCACAAGCACAAGAAGAGCACCUAAGAUAUUAUUGAACAUUUAGGGAGCGCGGUCAGAAUGAAACUAGUGGAAGGAAAGGCAUUCCAAAUUUGAAU
Messenger RNA from Anarrhichthys ocellatus (wolf-eel), 1389 nucleotides. It is a transcript of the gene hsf5, whose product is annotated as heat shock transcription factor family member 5. The record is from RefSeq and is a predicted model, not a curated record. Lineage: Eukaryota; Metazoa; Chordata; Actinopteri; Perciformes; Anarhichadidae. The transcript is spliced from 5 exons. Gene Ontology annotation, molecular function: sequence-specific DNA binding; DNA-binding transcription factor activity. Gene Ontology annotation, biological process: regulation of DNA-templated transcription. Bases 1 to 1329 code for a protein of 442 amino acids.